Danio aesculapii is the source of this 1890-nucleotide messenger RNA. RefSeq names its product tryptophan hydroxylase 1 (tryptophan 5-monooxygenase) a (gene tph1a). The record is from RefSeq and is a predicted model, not a curated record. Bases 50 to 1501 code for a protein of 483 amino acids. The transcript has 11 exons. Gene Ontology annotation, biological process: aromatic amino acid metabolic process; serotonin biosynthetic process. Gene Ontology annotation, molecular function: tryptophan 5-monooxygenase activity; iron ion binding. Lineage: Eukaryota; Metazoa; Chordata; Actinopteri; Cypriniformes; Danionidae. Gene Ontology annotation, cellular component: neuron projection.
CAUACGGUUAAAAGAUCCGCGGCUCGUUUAAACAUCAGCAAACAUCAGCAUGUACUCGAGUAAAAGUGACGGGCCGCGCAGGGGAAGAUCCUUUGACUCCAUGAACCUCGGACUGACUUUGGAGGAGAAGCAGCUUAAUAAUGAAAUGAACAAAUCUGCUUUCACGAAGAUCGAGGAGAAUAAAGACAACAAAACGGAGUCUUCAGAGAGAGGCCGGGCUGCAGUUGUGUUUUCCCUGAAAAAUGAAGUCGGUGGGCUCGUCAAGGCUCUAAAGCUUUUCCAGGAAAACCAUGUAAACCUGGUGCACAUUGAGUCCCGGAAAUCCAAAAGGCGUAACUCAGAGUUUGAAAUCUUCGUGGACUGCGACAGCAACCGUGAACAACUGCACGAGAUCAUUCAGCUGCUGAGAAAACACGUUAACGUGGUGGAGAUGGAUGCGCCUGACAACCGGCUGCCAGAGGAAAGCGAGAUGGAGAAUGUGCCGUGGUUUCCGAAGAAGAUUUCAGAUCUGGAUAAAUGUGCGAACCGUGUGUUGAUGUAUGGAUCAGAUCUAGAUGCAGAUCAUCCUGGAUUCAAGGACAAUGUCUAUCGCAAAAGGAGAAAGUACUUUGCAGACUUGGCUAUGAGCUACAAACAUGGAGAUCCUAUCCCCCGUAUCGAGUUCACUGAGGAGGAGGUGAAGACGUGGGGCGUAGUGUUCAGAGAGCUGAAUAAACUCUAUCCCUCACACGCGUGCCGCGAGUACUUGAAGAACCUGCCGCUGCUCAUCAAACACUGUGACUCCCGUGAAGACAACAUCCCUCAGCUGGAGGACGUCUCACGCUUCCUCAAAGAGAGAACAGGCUUCACCAUCAGGCCUGUGGCGGGAUAUUUGUCUCCUCGAGACUUUCUGGCAGGAUUGGCUUUCCGCGUUUUUCACUGCACUCAGUAUGUCAGGCACAGUUCAGACCCGCUCUACACACCUGAGCCAGACACAUGUCAUGAGCUGCUCGGACACGUUCCUCUUCUGGCGGAGCCCAGUUUUGCUCAGUUCAGUCAGGAGAUUGGUCUGGCUUCACUGGGAGCCUCAGAUGACUCCAUACAGAAACUUGCCACCUGUUAUUUCUUCACUGUGGAGUUCGGGCUCUGUAAGCAGGAAGGGAAACUGAGAGCUUAUGGAGCAGGUCUGCUGUCCUCUAUCAGCGAGCUGAAGCAUGCACUGUCCGGAAAUGCCAGGAUCUUGCCUUUUGACCCCAACGUGACCUGCAAACAGGAGUGCAUCAUUACCACAUUUCAGGACGUCUACUUCAUGUCAGACUCCUUUGAGGAAGCAAAAGUCAAAAUGAGGGAAUUUGCAAAGACCAUCAAGCGGCCAUUUUCAGUACGUUAUAACCCAUACACACAGAGCGUGGACGUUUUAAAAGACACAACAAGCAUCAACAACGUGGUGGAAGAACUGAGACACGAGCUGGACAUCAUAGGAGAUGCAUUAAGCAGGCUAAACAAACAACUGGGAGUCUGAAAAACUACAUAUCCCAGCAAAUCACCCAGUCACAAGUUCAUUUGUUUUGUCACACUUCAAUGUAUGGCAUCACUAGUGUGCUGUAUGUACCUACCAAAGUCAAAUCCUAUAUUUUUCCUAUAUUUAUAUUUUUAGUUUGGCUCUUGUUUGAUUUAAUAUGUGAUUCAGCAAAAGCUUGCAGGAAAUUCUUGUUUUAUUUGUGUGAUUUCUAUUUGAGAAGCUGGUAUUUAUGCAUGGUGACCACAACGAAUACGGUUGAGAUGAGAUUAUUAGUCAAAGUUGAUGUCUGCUAAUUUAUUGGUGGUUUCAGUUAGCAUUUACCUGAUUUGUUUAAAAUUUGGCACCUUAUCUGAUAGAUAUUUUAGUAAUUGGCUUUCUAUUUUAUUUGU